This is a messenger RNA of Brassica oleracea var. oleracea, 1474 nucleotides long. RefSeq names its product B3 domain-containing transcription factor VRN1-like. Lineage: Eukaryota; Viridiplantae; Streptophyta; Magnoliopsida; Brassicales; Brassicaceae. Bases 201 to 1190 code for a protein of 329 amino acids. The record is from RefSeq and is a predicted model, not a curated record. The transcript is spliced from 4 exons. Gene Ontology annotation, molecular function: DNA binding.
UCUUUUGGUUUGGUUGGGUCACCCAGGCCAAGUGUAAAAGAAAAGAGUGUUGUUGUAAACACCCCCUUUGACCAUAAUCAAAAGCCUUUAUACAAAACUCCUUCAGAUCUGAAAGGCCUCCUCUGUCUCUGUUGCGUAUUCUCCGGCGUCGUUUCAUGAUCUGACUUUGGUCUCUCACUUGGUCACUGUUUGCUCUGAACAUGCCACGCCCUUUCUUCCACAAGUUGAUUUUCUCCUCCACUAUCCAAGAAAAGCGUCUGAGAGUUCCAGAUAAGUUUGUGAGGAGAUUCAAAGACGAGCUAUCGGUUGCAGUUGCACUCACAGUACCUGAUGGUCACGUUUGGCGUGUAGGACUUAGAAAAGCUGACAACAACAACAAGAUCUGGUUUCAAGAUGGUUGGCAAGAGUUCGUUGACCGUUACUCCAUCCGCAUUGGUUACCUUUUGGUCUUCAGAUACGAAGGCAACUCUGCCUUUAGCGUCUACAUUUACAACUUACCACACUCCGAGAUUAACUACCACUCCACUGGUCUAAUGGACUCUGCAUCACAAAACAACCACUUCAAACGCCCCCGUUUGUUUGAAGACCUUGAAGAUGAAGAUGCUGAGACUCUGCACACAACCACUCCAGCCAUCCAGAGCUUCUUCACUGGACCUGUUAAACCUGAAGAGGCAACACCAACACAAACCUCAAAAGUUCCUAAAAAGAGAGGGAGGAAGAAGAAGAAUGCUGAUCAUCCUGAGGAAGUAAACUCAUCUGCACCGAGAGAUGAUGACCCUGAGAGCCGUUCAAAGUUCUACGAGAGUGCUUCUGCGAGAAAGAGAACAGUGAAUGCUGAAGAGAGAGAGAGAGCCAUCAAUGCAGCCAAAACGUUUGAGCCGACAAACCCUUUCUUCAGAGUUGUUCUGAGACCGUCUUAUCUAUACAGAGGUUGCAUCAUGUAUUUGCCUUCUGGUUUUGCUGAGAAGUACUUAAGUGGGAUCUCGGGAUUCAUCAAGGUCCAGCUAGGGGAGAAACAGUGGCCUGUGAGAUGCCUUUACAAAGCAGGGAGAGCUAAGUUCAGUCAAGGUUGGUAUGAGUUCACUGUGGAGAAUAACUUAGGAGAAGGUGAUGUCUGCGCGUUUGAGCUGCUGAGAACCAGAGAUUUCGUUUUGAAAGUGACGGCCUUUCGAGUCAACGAAUAUGUCUGAGACAGAGAUACUAUGGUGUGACUGGUGGAUCAGUAGUGAGGAAUCUGAAGGUGCAAACUUCGUGUAGGGUGUGUUGAUUUUAAUUCUGUCUAUGUGUCAUUGCGUUGGUCUCUUUUUUUUGUUGGUGUGGAUAAGUUAAACCUCCUCGGAGUGAAACUGAAACUGUUUGAAGUAGAAGUUAGGAUUAAGAAGUUUGUAAAUACCUAAUCUCCAUCGAGUUUGGUGUUGAAUCUUGCGCCCCAAGAAAGAUGAUAUGAUGAAGAUGGGUUUGUUGUUUUUUUUUU